Messenger RNA from Rotaria sp. Silwood1, 4287 nucleotides. Lineage: Eukaryota; Metazoa; Rotifera; Eurotatoria; Philodinida; Philodinidae. The record is from the annotation of a GenBank genome assembly.
AUGAAUGAAAAUGGUUCAUCCGAAGGUGUGGGUGUUGUUAUUCGACACACAGCAGAUUUAAGCAAAAUGAUUGUGGCCGCAAAUGAUACAAAUCAAAAACAUAUGGAAUAUUUACCAUAUCCAGAUUGGAAUUUCAAUGAAGAAUCUGAAGAAUUUCUUCAGAAAACUUCUAGUGAUAAAAAUGAUGAACAAUGUCCAUUAGAACAGAUAUACUUACGAUGCAAUAAAACAUUCCUACCGGGUCAAUCAGUUCAAGUUAUUAAAAUAGAAGCAGAGAGAAUACAUCAUCCAGUAAUCGAGUUUCUCUAUCCUUAUCUAUAUACAAUAACUAUUCGUUAUGGUUCGACGUUUGAAUGGACAAUUAAAAAACGUUAUAAAGAUUUUUAUGAUCUUCACCAAGCUCUUCGAACUUAUGUGACAUCAGAAUUAGCAAAAUCUUGUAAUAAUUUGAACAGUGUAAGACCAUCCGAAACAAUUGAUGAUCAUGAUUCUUCAAUUCGCAGACAAGAGAAACAACUACCAUGUUUUCCAACUCGAAAUGAUCGUAUUGCAUUUAUUAAUGAAUUUUCUAAAAAUGAACGAUGUAAAAUAUUACAAAAUUAUUUAAAUAAAGUACUUAAACAUCCGAAACUUCGUGAACAUAGUGCAAUGAGAAAUUUUCUUGGAGUGAGUCCACUUUCAUUUGUACGAGGAUUGGGAAAAAGUUUAAGAGAAGCUGAACUUUUAAAACGAUCUAAUGAUGAUUAUCGUGGUCGAUCAAUCUUCAUUCGAUUACUUUUUUCAUGUGAUAUAUUUAAAUUUCAUCGUAAUCGAAAAUGGUUUGUUAUUAAAGAUUCUUAUAUUGUAUAUAUGAAAAUUGAUUCGGCUCUUGUUGGAUUUCCAAUGCUUGUUGAUCAUGCAUUUUCUAUUGAUCGACGUUUUCGAAAAACCAAAACAACUAAUGGAAUUCGAAUAAAAAAUUUACAACGUUUAAUGGUUAUUAAAUGUCAAAGCGGAUAUGAACGAGAUAAAUGGUUCGAUACAUUAAUGGAAAUUAAAAAUAAAUCACUUUUUACUCAACAACAUCUAUUUAAAUCAUUUGCACCACAAAGACAACAACAAUAUGCACAAUGGUUUAUCAAUGGUCAACCAUAUAUGGAAGCAUUAGCCAAAGCAAUAUUAGCAGCACGUGAAGAGAUAUAUAUUAGCGAUUGGUGGCUUUCACCAGAAAUAAUGCUUAUUCGUCCAUAUCAAGAUGAUUCAAUGCGACUUGAUAAUCUUCUCGGCAAACGAGCUGAAGAAGGUAUUCGUAUUUAUAUAUUGAUAUUCAAAGAUAUACUAUCAGUUGUUGGUUUAAAUAGUUAUCAUACAAAAAAGCAAUUAGUUAGCAAAAGUCCAAAUAAGAAAAAUAUCAAAAUUAUUCGACAUCCUAAUCAUCGAGUUUUACCUGGAACAGAAUCGUCAUUUCUCUAUUCACAUCAUGAAAAAACUGUUGUUAUUGACCAACGAUUAGCCUUUAUUGGAGGACUUGAUCUUUGUUGGGGUCGAUGGGAUACUGAUGAUCAUCGAUUGGUAGAUUUGAGUAAUGAGAAUAUUACAGAAUUGAAAUCUGCCGAAGAAUUAGCAAAUCAAAGUGAUCAAGAAUCAACAAAAGAAGAAGCUGCCGUAGAUACAGCUAAGCAAAUGGCAAAGAAUAAUACCAAUCAAGGCAUAAUGAUAAAGAGUAAGAAUAGCAGAGACGAUUCAUCAGAUGAAGAACAAGACGCCUCUGUCAAUGAAUCAUCAGAUACGAAACCUAAAACAAUUUUUGGUGUUACAUCUGUAGUUGAUGACACAUAUCGAUUCUUUUUGGGCAAAGAUUAUUCAAAUUAUUAUCAAAAAGAUUUUGAAUCUAUUGAAAAAUUUGAUGAAGAUUAUAUUGAUCGAAAACUUGUACCACGUAUGCCAUGGCAUGAUGAAAUAUUAGUUGUUUUAGGUGAAGCAGCAAGAGAUUGUGCGAGACAUUUUAUUCAACGAUGGAAUAUUCACAAGGCAGAUAAACAUCGUUUCAAUGAAUCUUAUCCUUAUCUUCUUCCAAAAACAUGUGAUGAUGAUGAAAUAUUCGAUACAUCUUUUCUUCGUUCAAUUCUUCCGGAUGAUCGACCACCGAUUCGUGUCGAUGCUCAAUGUGUUCGUUCUGCAUCAUUUUGGUCAUGUGGAAUUUGUACUGUCGAACGAUCAGUUGAAAAUGCCUAUAUUCAUAUGAUUGAAAAUGCUCAACAUUUUAUUUAUAUUGAAAAUCAAUUUUUCGUCACAAUUCCUGAAGAUGCAGCAAUUAAAAAUCAUAUUGGCGAUGCUCUUUAUCGACGUAUAAUACGAGCACAUUCUAAUAAAGAAAGAUUUCGAAUAUAUAUUCUAUUACCAUUAUUACCUGGUUUUGCUAAUGCUAAAACUAUUCAAGCUGUACUUUAUUUUAUUAUGAGAUCGAUUAAUAAAGGUGAAAUGUCACUCUAUCAAAGAUUAAAAAAGAAUGGUGUAUCCAAUCCUGAAGAUUAUAUCACAUUUUAUGGUAUGCGAAAUUGGGAUAUAUUAAUGGGUACUUUAGUAACAGAAAUAAUUUAUGUUCAUUCGAAAUUAAUGAUUGUGGAUGAUCGAAUGUGUAUUUGUGGAUCGGCUAAUAUUAAUGAUCGUUCACUUCAAGGUUCUCGAGAUUCAGAAAUUUGUUUAGUUGUUAAUGAUGUUGAAAUGAUCGAUUCAUAUCUAAAUGGACGUAAGGAAAAAGUUGGACUUUUCUGUUCAUCAUGGCGAAAGAAAUUAUUCAGACUACUAUUAGGUAUAAAAAAUGAAGAAGAGAUCAAUGUUGAUGAUCCAUGUUCAGAUGAAUUUUAUCAAUAUUUUCGUCGAAUAGCACAGCAAAAUACUAAAAUUUAUGAAGAAGUAUUUAAUUCAUUACCGACCAAUCAAAUACGAAAAUUUACUGAUGUUGAGGCUUAUGAAAAACGAUCGAAAUUAAAAGAAACUGAUCCUCAAACAGCUUAUGAUAAAUGUAAAAAAAUUCAAGGUUUCAUUGUAGAAUUUCCAAUAGAAUAUCUAGCCGAUGAUGUUAUCAUGCCAAAAUGGAAUACAUCAGAAGACGAACAACGCUUAACUAUACCUUUUCGUUUCUGUUUCAAUGAACUACUUCGACAUUUACCUGUAGAUUCCAAAGAAAAUAUCAUUUUUAUCUUUACAAAUGCACGACCAACUUUUUAUGCACCAGGUAACACAACAAUACUUGUUCAAACUAUGUUGAAGGAACAUAAAAGAGACCAUGGUGUUGAAGUACCAUUUUCAAGGAACAAUACAUUUUUAUUUGAUAAUGAACCAUUUCGUUAUCUAGCACUACGUAAAAAUGGUAUCACUUUGGAUGAACUACAAACACAAAGCUAUAUUAGAAGUUGGGAUCAUUCAGUCAAAGAGUAUUGUCGUCUUAUGAGACAUUUGGUUACACGUUCAUUGAAGUCCGUAUCUGUUAUUCUUUCACUGAAUGAAGCUGAACAACUUGUUCGUAUGCUUCCACGUCCAAUUGCUGAAACAUCAAAACUUAUCGAGCAAAAUAUUCAACUUGCUAAAGAUCAUAAAAAGAGAGUGUUAGAAAAUCCUAAACUUGCAUCACAAGGGAUACCACAGAAUAUUGCUGUAGUUACUCGAUUAAAACAUCCACGAACAGUAUGUGUGGGUGAAAAUUGUUGUCAAAUGAUUGAUGUAAACAAUGAAAAACAAAUUGAAUAUAUAUGUAUAUGUCAUGACGAGUGUUAUUUGAAAGGCGUCAAACAAGAAACAUUAUAUGAUGAGAAAUUGCAAGACUGCACAGCAAUGGAUCCUAGAUCAGGUGACUGUGGAAUAUGUGGAUGUCACUGGUUGCAACAUAAGCAUAUCACUUAUGAGCAUAAAACAAAACGUGUUGUUAUGACUUUGAGUGACAUUGAUCAACGUAUUAGCGAUUUACGAGGAGAAGCAUCAAAAAUUCAAGAAGUUUAUAAAAAGGUAGCAAUAUUUCUUCAUGCAAAUGCUAUUGUAGCAACAAAUGAUGAUAUUUUGGAAUAUCUUCAAUACUUUAUUCGUGAAGAACAGAUGAAACAGAGUGUUGGAGCUAGUAACGCCGAUGUUAUUGCUGAUAUUGAUAUUCGUCAAUUAUCAGUGGUAGAUGCAAAUCUUAUUAAUGAUUGUUGGGCUGAUAAAUCAGAAGAUUCACUUGGACAAAUCAAAUAUCAAAUCGAACAUUUACCAACAUUAGGUGCAUAUGGUGAUGGAAAACUCAUAAGUUGGCGUUUAUUACAAUACAAUUGA